Molecule: messenger RNA, 1644 nt
Organism: Oryza brachyantha (malo sina)
Lineage: Eukaryota; Viridiplantae; Streptophyta; Magnoliopsida; Poales; Poaceae
Product: myb-related protein 2-like
Exons: 7
Coding region: 167-1234 (355 amino acids)
Molecular function (GO): DNA binding; DNA-binding transcription factor activity
Source: RefSeq, a predicted model, not a curated record
AUGAGAGGCCAUAGUUAGUUAGAGUAGCUAAAGGCCAUCUCACUCCCAAAGAAUAGAACUCCAGCAUACCAUGAACUACCCCUGAUAACCAGAAACAGAGGGCUGACAAAACAUCAACAGGCGGUUCCUCAAAGGGUGGAAGCAGACAUCAGUACAUAACAAAGAGAUGUAUCAUCAACAACAACAGAUCCAAAACCACAGCCAACUCUUGUCAUCUAGGCAGAGUUUCCCUUCAGAGCGGCACUUGCUUAUGCAAGGAGGAAGUGUUCCAGGGGAGUCAGGGCUUGUACUCUCAACUGAUGCAAAGCCUAGGUUAAAAUGGACCCCUGAGCUACAUGAGCGAUUUGUGGAGGCAGUAAAUCAACUUGGUGGUCCAGAAAAAGCCACUCCAAAAACAAUUAUGAGGCUCAUGGGUGUACCUGGGCUAACAUUGUAUCAUCUCAAGAGUCAUCUACAGAAAUACAGACUAAGCAAAAAUCUCCAUGCUCAAGCCAAUGUGGGAAACGUGAAAAAUGCGCUAGUUUGCACCACAGCAACAGAGAAACCAUCUGAAGGAAACAGAUCACCCGUUAGUCACCUAACUCUUGGAACCCAGACAAACAAAUCUGUGCACAUAGGUGAAGCCCUUCAGAUGCAAAUUGAAGUGCAGAGACGGCUACAUGAGCAACUAGAGGUACAAAGACACCUGCAACUCCGAAUUGAAGCACAAGGAAAGUACCUACAAUCGGUCCUGGAAAAGGCACAAGAGACACUUGCAAAGCAGAAUGCAGGUUCAGUUGGUCUAGAAACGGCAAAGAUGGAAUUGUCAGAAUUGGUCUCAAAAGUGUCAACAGAAUGCCUCCAGCAUGCUUUUUCAGGCUUUGAGGAGAUUGAAAGUUCACAAAUGCUACAAGGGCACACCAUGCAUCUGGGUGAUGGAUCGGUUGACAGCUGCUUAACUGUGUGUGAUGGUUCCCAGAAAGAUCAAGAUAUCUUAUCAAUUAGCCUUUCAGCCCAAAAAGGAAAAGAGAUUGGGUGCAUGUCAUUUGAUAUGCAUGUGAAAGAAAGAGGAAGCGAGGAUUUGUUUCUCAACAAGCUAAGCAGAAGGCCAUCAAAUCACCAAGAAAGGUGUGAGAGGAGAGAUGGCUUUAGUAUGUCAUGCCAAGCAACAAAGUUAGAUCUGAACAUGAACGACACUUACGGUGGACCUAAACACUGCAAGAAAUUUGAUUUAAAUGGGUUCAGCUGGGCCUAGAAAAUGCACUAAAAACUGUUGGCGCUAUCGGUGAGAACAAGUGAAAACGGAAUAUUUCUUCCAAUGAUCAAUGGUAUUGCCAUGUCAUCCAUCUUAAGACCAACGUGAAGCUUCAUGGUUUGAUCAUAUCUGUUUAAAAUGUCCAUUCACUGAAAUAAGUGAUGGAAUUGGCAACAAGAUGGGCCACAAAAGUUGCCAAUUUGGCCAUAUAGAUGAAUAGAUCACAUUCCCGGCAUCAGUAGUAUUCAAGAACUUGGGCAUUCUCCAUUAUUCUGCCUUACUGUGAUUGUAGUCUGUACCAUAGAAAUAUAACGAAUUUUGUUUUAAAUCCCAUUUAAGCUGAUGAUUACUGAAUUGGCUAUGCCAGUGAACUGAUCUUUGUUCUCUUUCUCCAAUGCAUCAUACCUAGA